CAUCCACCCCCAAGCGUCCCCAUAUCAAACCCCUCAUAAGAUCUGUUCACAAAAAACCCACAAAACAAUCUCCGUACCACCUAACAUUCAACUCCCACCAAACCACCCCCCAAAACCACAGAAAACUCCACCAUGUCCCCAACCACCCCCACAGCCCUCCUGAUAAUCGACAUGCAAACCGUUUUUCUGCCUAUGACCCGCACCGCCCUCCCCCACAUCCUCACCCUCACCCACCACUUCCUCUCCCACAACCUCCCCAUCAUAGCAACCCAGCACGGCCACUCCCCAGCCGACCUCUCGCCGCCCUUCGCGAACCAGCUCGUCCGCAAAUGGGGCGUCGACGGCUCCAUCGCCACCGGCUCCCGCAACUGGGAACUGAUCCCGGAAAUCCAGGAACUCGUUACUAAGGACGACAUCCCCGUGGUGCCUAAGAACACGUACGACGCAUUUCUGGGCACGGGCACGGAGGGGGAGAAGAGGCUGGAUGAGUGCUUGGAGGAGGCGGGGGUGAGGCCGGGGGAGGGGCGGGUGGUGGUGGUGGGCGUUAUGACGGAUUGUUGUGUGGAUACGACGGGGCGGAGCGCAUUUAAUCGGGGUUUUGAGACGUGGGUUGUAGGGGAUGCGUGUGGGAGUGGGAGCGGGGAGCAGCAUGAGAGGGGGUUGAAGGGGUUUGCGUUUGCGUUUGGGGAGGUGCUGGGGACGGAGGAGGUAGUGGGGUGGUUGAAGUAG
Messenger RNA from Mytilinidion resinicola, 729 nucleotides. RefSeq names its product Isochorismatase hydrolase. The transcript has a single exon. Lineage: Eukaryota; Fungi; Ascomycota; Dothideomycetes; Mytilinidiales; Mytilinidiaceae. Bases 133 to 729 code for a protein of 198 amino acids. The record is from RefSeq and is a predicted model, not a curated record.